Indicator indicator is the source of this 1960-nucleotide messenger RNA. It is a transcript of the gene EEIG2, whose product is annotated as EEIG family member 2. The transcript is spliced from 11 exons. The coding region runs from base 15 to 1109 and encodes 364 amino acids. Lineage: Eukaryota; Metazoa; Chordata; Aves; Piciformes; Indicatoridae. The record is from RefSeq and is a predicted model, not a curated record.
GGAACCCCCGGCCCAUGGCCUUCAUCAUGAUGAAGAAGAAGAAGUUCAAGUUCCGCGUGGAGCUAGAACUGGACGAGCUCUCCUCCGUGCCCUUCGUCAACGGCAUCCUCUUCUGCAAGGUGCGGCUGCUGGACGGGGGCAGCUUCAGCGGGGAGUCCUCCCGAGAGGUAGUACAGGCAAACUGCGUCCGUUGGAAGAAGAAGUUCUUAUUUAUGUGUAAAAUCCGUGCCAGCGCCACAACAGGGAUUCUGGAUGCUUGCAUUUGCAGAGUGUCUGUACGGAAGGAGUUAAAAGGAGGAAGGGCAUACGCAAAGCUGGGAUUCGCAGAUCUAAAUCUAGCAGAAUUUGCUGGAUCGGGAAAUACCACUCGCCGCUGUUUACUGGAAGGUUAUGAUACCAAAAAUACAAGACAGGAUAACUCCAUUCUCAAAGUGUUGAUCAACAUGCAGCUCAUGUCUGGAGACCCAUGCUUUAAAACGCCUCCUUCCACAGCAAUGUCUAUAGCAAUUGCUGGAGAAUCAGAAUCUUUGCAUGAAGACAGAAGAGGUGGAAAAAACUUAAAAGUAGUAAAUCUGGGCACAGCAGAUAAGUCAUCAAAGAGUGCCUCGGUUCCAGAUGAACUUGGUGCAUGUGGACAUUCCAGAACAUCGAGCUAUGCAAGUCAGCAGUCAAAACUGUCAGGAUACAGUACGUGUCACUCAAGAUCAGCCAGUCUGUCUGAACUCUGCCACAGGAGAAACACCUCAGUGGGUAGUUCCUCAACAGGAAUUGGAAGUAUUCUAGAACCACGUGAAGAGACUGAGACAAGAGUAACUGAAGCUGGCAUUGAUGCACCUGUUAAAGAUGCACCAUCAGAAAAACUCUGCAGACAUCCUGUCAAGCAAGACUCUGUGGAGUCACAGCUGAAGAGGGUCGAUGCUACCAGAGUUGAUGCUGAUGAUAUAGUUGAAACAAUACUCCAGAGUCAAGAUUUCAGUUUAGACUCAAGUGCGGAAGAAGAAGGUUUAAGAUUAUUUGUGGGUCCUGGUGGAAGCACUUCUUUUGGGAGCCAUCAUCUACCUAACAGAGCAGGAUCUGGAGCAUAUGAGCAGGUGGUGAUAAAACGCUGAACUAGAAUGACUACCGUGGAAAACCUGAAGCUCUGCUGUUGUUACUCCUGGUUUUGUUUGCUGUGUUUCAAGAGUUGGGAAAGUCAACAGAAACUCCCCGAUCUUUUUUUUUGAGAAGUAAUGGAAUGUCUCUUGGUCACAGAGCUUCAUCUGUGGUAUUAAGGCAAUGUUUAGCUAUGUACACCUUGUGUGAGCACUUAAACUGUUUUUGUCAGCUCUACCUGAUUUUAGUGGAAACACUCGUGUUUGGUGUAAAACUUAGUUGGAAGCGUGAUGAAGUGAGUCCUAUUUCAGUAUUUUAUAUAGGAGAUCACUUCUGAUACACUGUAUUCAUAACUUCUUUUCUAAAGCUUCUGAAGCUGGUCUUAAAUGAACCUGAAGAAAUCACUCAGUUUGAUCCUGCCUGCCAUUUUAAUCUUACAAAAGCUAAUUACUUUUAUCAAGUCAAAAUUAUUAUCCAGCCAAAAUUAAGGCUUCCACAAAACAGCCCAGCUACGUUUUAACACAACCAAAGCCUUUUCUUAAAGGGUACUGAGCAUAACUUCAUUAUAUGGUUGAACAGUAGAGAACUUCACAUGUAUUUAAAAAAACCCAACACUAAAUGGAUCUAAACCAGACAGAAGUCAGUUGUUAAACAUAAAUCAAGUCUAGAGGCUUAAAUACAUCAAAUACAACAAAAAAGUGGAAUCCCACAUCAAAAUACUAAGGCAGAGUGAUGUAUUGUCAAGAAAGCUGACCCAAUUGUUAAAUCUGGAGUUGAAAAGCUGCUUCCACAGAAACUCACUUCAAUAAUGCAUUAACCUUGAGAUCCAAUGGGAUGGUACUGUUUACAGACCUAGUCAGUAGUUUAC